This is a messenger RNA of Carassius gibelio (silver crucian carp), 2238 nucleotides long. Its product is annotated as glutathione S-transferase kappa 1-like. Lineage: Eukaryota; Metazoa; Chordata; Actinopteri; Cypriniformes; Cyprinidae. Gene Ontology annotation, biological process: glutathione metabolic process. The record is from RefSeq and is a predicted model, not a curated record. The transcript is spliced from 8 exons. Gene Ontology annotation, cellular component: peroxisome; mitochondrion. Gene Ontology annotation, molecular function: glutathione peroxidase activity; glutathione transferase activity. Bases 844 to 1518 code for a protein of 224 amino acids.
CAUGAUGGUUCGUAAUUAAUGACAGGAUUUUAAUUUUAGGGUGAAUUACACUUUAAUAUAUGACAUGUACCAGAACCUGAAGCAGGACAUUUUUAUAAUGAUAUAAAGGCCUUUUACUUACAAUGGUAUAUUAUACGAAGUAAGCUAUCUGACAGAAGGCAUUUACAACAGGUUUUUUCAAAUACGAUAUGUAAGCUUUACAGGGUUAAAGUCUCAAAACAGUUCAGGUGAAGAAACCUCUUUUUAGAGAUCAACCCCGAUUAAGAUCUGUUGUAUAAGAUUAAGUUAAUGAGUGCAAGAAUAGUUUUGUUUGAGAUUAUUGUAAAAUGUUUAAAUAAUUAAUGUUUGAUAAGCUACCAUAAGUAAAUGAGUGGCAUUCUGCCAGAAAUAGUGGAUCUUGAUUCGUCUCUCAUUUAACUUUAAACAAGGUUUCUCUUCACUGAGGGUACAAGUACAACAAGUACCACAGUGAGACCAUGUCACUGAAGGUAAAACCAGUCACUUCUUGGAAUUGGGAACAUUAAACUGACAUGUCUGAGCUCCGAGAGACUGUACAACACGUGCUAAUGAGUUUUAAAGCACAUAAAACAUAGUGAUACAUAGUUUGCCAACCACCAUUAAACCCAUUGACAUGGUGGAGGACAAGUGAUGUCCAAAAAGGAAAAAGAAUUUCAAACAGGUUUGGAGAAAGUUUAAAAGGGAGAGUACAAGACAGACAGUUAAGGUUAGGGGUAGAGUUUGCCUAUGUCUUUUCUUUCUUUGUAGAUCCCAUCCCUUAAAGAUCUCCAACCUGCAGCUAAAGCCUUCUCCCGUUAAAAGGAAUCAGAACAAGAACUCAGCAAGAUGUCUAAUUCCAGAAAAGGGGUCAAGUUGUUCUAUGAUGUCAUCUCUCCUUAUUCCUGGCUGGCAUUUGAGGUGCUGUGCCGCUAUAGAAAUGUUUGGAACAUUGACCUCACACUCAAGCCGGCAUAUUUAACAGGAGUCAUUUACGGCUCAGGUAACCAGCCUGCUGGAGCAAACCCUAGCAAGCUUAUGUACAUGGUCUCAGAUCUAAAGCUGACUUCUGAGUAUUUUGGAGUCCCGAUGUUUCGACCUUCAAGCAUUUCUGAGAAAGACUCUUUGAAUGCGAUGCGUUUUGUGACAGCUAUAGCAGAGAAGGGAAAAGAUGGAGACACACUGGAAAGGGUGUCUAGAGAGCUCUGGAAGAGAAAGUGGCGUACUCAACAGGACAUUACCCAGCCUGCCUCACUCACUGAUGCAGGAUUAAAGGCAGGUCUCUCAGCCAAUGAGGUGGAGGAAAUUCUGACUCUCUCCAAAUCUCAGCCAAUCAAAGACAAGCUGAAAAGUGUCACAGAAGAAGCACUGGAGUAUAGAUGCUUUGGUUUUCCGUUUAUCGUGUGCAAUGUGAAUGGGAAAGCUAAAGUCUUCUUUGGUUCCGACAGAUUUGAGCUCAUGGCUUAUUUCUUUGGAGAGAAGUGGGUGGGGCCUCAACCUGACAAGCCUACUGUCCAAAUGUGAUCACUACUCAUUCAAACUAUGUCUAUUUUAACAAUUUCUAAAUAAAAUGUUUAAAAUACUGUAAAUUCCAAACAGGUUUAGAGAAAGUUUAAAAGGGAGAGUACAAGGCAAACAGUUAAGGUUAGGGGUACACUGUUAAAAUAAAAUCUGUAAUAUUUUUGGUAAAAUACCAGCAGCUGUGUUUGCCAGAACGUCAGCGUUAAAAAUAUGGUAGCAACAUUUUAGGUUUUAGAGACUUAACUUAAAUUCACAAUAAAAUAACAUAUUUUGUUAACUGAUCUAAUGUUCUAAUAUUAAUAAACCAACAUCCAUUUUGAACCAUGGUAAUGAAAGUGAAGUGACAUUCAGCCAAGUAUGGUGACCCAUACUCAGAAUUUGUGCUCUGCAUUUAACCCAUCCGAAAUGCACACACACAGAGCAGUGCACCGAUAACCACCAAAAACUGGUGGUGAUGAGAAAGUCACAUGAUGAAUCAAAGCUCAUCACUAACAGAUCUUCCACAACCUGAGAAAGAAUAUAUAUAUAUAUAUAUAGUCAUGGCCAAAAAUAUUGGCACCCUUGGUUAAUAUGAACAAAGAAGGCUGUGAAAAUGUAUCUGCAUUGUUAAUCCUUUUGAUCUUUUAUUUAAAAAAUCACAAAAAUGUACCUUUUCUUUGGAUAAUAAGAAUUUAAAAUGGGGGGAAAUAUCAUUAUGAAAUAAAAGUUUUUCUCAAAUUCUCA